CUACUGAUUCCUUGGUGAGUUGUCAAUCGAGGAAGUGCUUCUUGUAUACUGGAAGGUAAACUCUUUUGUUGGUGAACCUAAAUUAUCUGUAGUCGAAAUGUUGGUGAGUUUGUUAGUUUUCCUUGUCCUACCGACGGCAAAAGCUCAGUCUUGCUCUAUGGUUAACUGGUGGUCAAGCUUUGACAAAAAGGGCUACUCAACCUGUUCCUUUCAGUCCACCUACAUGAAUGGCCUUUACAGGAAUGACUAUGGGAGUGAUAAAAUUUACCGUCUUGAAGAAGUGAAAUGUUGCGGACGAACACCUCCUUACUAUAAUCAGCCAACACAAUGCAUGGCCGCUGAUUGGGUUCACAGUCUGGAUAACAACCAUCGCUGGAGCACAUGUCCCACUGGUCAUUUUCUACAAGGUCUUUAUAGAAGUGACGGAAACAACCUGCACAACAUCGAAUAUGGAAAAUGCUGUAAACCUGCUAACCAUCCUUAUUGGUGGGGCGACUGCUACGAUCACGACAUUAAGAUAUCGUUUGACAGCAAGGGGGUCAGUAAAUGCAAUGCUGAAUAUUACAUGACAGGCUUGUAUCGAGGAGGCUGCGAUGGCUUGAGCUGUAUCGAAAAAAUCAAAUGUUGCAAAAUGUACCCAAACCCACCAACUUUGACCUCCUUAUCCGACGUGAAAACACGAGUUAUGGAUGUGACUAUGAAACAUUUUGCUCUCCUGGCACACUACCUCGGUUACGGUUGGUGCUCUGGCUGUCGUGCUGAGUGGGUUGGCGAAGACUUCAGACGCAGCGGAGACAGUUGGCAUGCAAGUAAAGCAGGAUCAUGCGAAGGUUAUAAGUCGGACCAACGGCUAAAACUCAACUAUGGCGACUUCAAGUUUUCUAUCAAGGAUAUCAAAUACGGAGAUCCUGUGAUACAGUCAUUACAGCCAACUGUCUACGAUUCCGGUAGAGUGGUGAAUGAUGACGUCAGCAGUCUUGUGCACAAGAUUGAACGAGAAAUUCGCAGCGUGAGAACAGUAUCCCAUACCACAACCAGCUCAUGGAAAUACUCUCAUGAAUUGGGGAUUGAGAUAUCUUACUCACCACCAGGAGCUACAGGGGGAGUCGGAGGCAAGGUUAACUAUAAAUUCAACUACGAGAAAUCGUCGACCACGAGUGAUUCAACAUCAAACCAACAAUAUAACAGUAUUAAGAUUCUGUCACAGAAAACUCUCAACCCAAACUCUGCUGCCACGUACAAGAUCAUGCUAACCAAAACCCGAUCCACAGUACCCUAUACUGCAACAGUAAUUGCCCACUUUUCAGGGGAAAUGGACGGAUUUUUAAGAUGGGGAGGUGGAUACGGUGGAGAUAGUACCAAUUAUCACUAUCAGCACAGAGGCAGUGGAGAUAGACCUACAUUCAAAUAUCGUUUUGGAAGCGCCAGCAAACCAUUUUACACCGCUCUGAAAGAAGAAAGCGACCGCAGUAUGCGUCCUUGGCAAUGGACAGACAUGAAAAAUAGAUACACGUCAGCACAAAGCAUAAUAAAUACCUUAGUUGAUGAAAAAUUGUAUGAAUUUACUUUGACUGGAAAGUUUGAAGAUGUUAUAGGUCAACAUGCUGAAGUUCAGUGGAAGAGUGAAAGUUUGAGUGGAAAGAAACGUUCAUUGUUUGGCGGGAAAAUGCCUCUUACUCAGGAAGACUUCCCAGAAUCCCUCAGUGACGAAGAUCCACCGGAGAUCUUCCCAGCACCACCUGUGGUCACAAUCAAACCAGUCAUCUUCAAGGAAGACGCCGUUAAGCACGAGAAGCCUCUUGGUUGAAGCCUUUUGAAAUUACUACAAAUGAUAAAAGCAAAUAGAAAUAGAUUCUGAUAAAUUUGUGUAAUUACUUUAAAAUUUGAAUAAAGCUUUCA
Dendronephthya gigantea is the source of this 1899-nucleotide messenger RNA. RefSeq names its product aerolysin-4-like. Gene Ontology annotation, cellular component: extracellular region. The transcript is spliced from 8 exons. The record is from RefSeq and is a predicted model, not a curated record. Bases 98 to 1807 code for a protein of 569 amino acids. NCBI's taxonomy places the organism in Eukaryota, Metazoa, Cnidaria, Anthozoa, Malacalcyonacea, Nephtheidae.